Quercus lobata is the source of this 582-nucleotide messenger RNA. RefSeq lists its product as uncharacterized. The transcript has a single exon. The coding region runs from base 1 to 582 and encodes 193 amino acids. Lineage: Eukaryota; Viridiplantae; Streptophyta; Magnoliopsida; Fagales; Fagaceae. The record is from RefSeq and is a predicted model, not a curated record. Gene Ontology annotation, molecular function: RNA-DNA hybrid ribonuclease activity; nucleic acid binding.
AUGUAUGUGAAAGAGUACCGGGUAGCAUGGCUGUCUGAGGGCCAAAAAACUCAACCAGCCACUCGGGUUCAUCAUUGGACCCCUCCCCCUCAAGGUAUGUAUAAGGUAAACGUGGAUGCUGUUGUGUUUAAGGAGCAGAGGUGCUGUGGAAUUGGUGUGGUAAUUAGGAAUGAGAAAGGCCAGAUGAUGGGUGCACUUUGUAAGAAGAUAAAUCUGCCUUGGGGUGCCUUAGAGGCCGAAGCAAAAGUUGCUGAAAUUGGUAUUCUCUUCGCUUGGGACUUGGGUUUGAAGGAGGUAGUGGUGGAAGGGGACUCUCAAUUAGUGAUGGAAGCACUUAAAGGGAAUAUUGUUCCUGCUUUGGCUAUCCAAAAGAUUGUUGAAGGCUCUAGGUGGUGUUUAAGUCAUUUCAAGGCGUGGAGGGUUGAGCACGUUAGGAGAAACAUCAAUGGGGCUGCACACUCUCUUACUAGGAAUGCCUUGUUUGUUGUGGAUUGUAAUAUAUGGGUGGAGGAUACUCCCCCUAUUAUUGAACUCCAAAUUCAAAAUGAUGUAAUUGCAAUGGACUUUGGUCCUUAUCAAUGA